Messenger RNA from Epithele typhae, 1512 nucleotides. Its product is annotated as cytosine-purine permease. Bases 1 to 1512 code for a protein of 503 amino acids. Gene Ontology annotation, cellular component: fungal-type vacuole membrane; plasma membrane. The transcript has 9 exons. Lineage: Eukaryota; Fungi; Basidiomycota; Agaricomycetes; Polyporales; Epitheliaceae. Gene Ontology annotation, molecular function: transmembrane transporter activity. Gene Ontology annotation, biological process: transmembrane transport. The record is from RefSeq and is a predicted model, not a curated record.
AUGUCCCACAGCAUCGACUACUCUGACAAGGAGAAGGAGGGUGCCCCGGUCCCCGAGGCCUCCGCGGAGGUUGCGCUGGAUGAGGUGUAUGUCAAGCGCUUCGGGCGCUUCGGGCCUUUCCUGGCGAGGCUUUUCGCAAGCGGAGUGGAAGCGCGAGGCGUCGAGCGGGUGCCGGAGGACGAGCGGGAGACUCGGAAUCUGUGGAACAACUUGUUCAUGUGGUGGUCCGUCAACGCCGUCCUCACCACAAUCCCGAUUGGCACCCUCGGACAGACCUUCUUCUCCCUCUCCCUCCCCCAUGCCGUUGCAACCAUUAUGUGCUUCGCCGCGCUCGGUGCGCUCCCCACCGCGUUCAUCAGCACUCUGGGUCCCAAAACCGGCUUGAGGACUAUGAUCAUCACCCGGUUCAGUUCUGGUUACGUCGGCGGUACGAUCUACUCCAUCCUGAACAUCCUGACCCAGCUCGGUUUCUCCGUCACGGCAGUGAUACUCGGCGGCCAAACCCUCGCGUCAGUCAACCCAGGCACCCUACCGCUUGUCGUCGGCAUCAUCAUCAUUGGCAUUCUGUCGCUCAUCCCCUGCUUCGUGGGCUACAACUAUGUACACUACUACGAGAGGUAUGCGUGGAUAGUUGUCUUCCUGAUCAUCAUGUUCCUCUGGGGUCUGGGUGGCGCUGCCGGCUUCGUCAUCCUCAAGGACAUCGAGCCAUCCGGACGCGACCUCUCCGCCGGCAUCCUCAGCUUCGGAGGGAUUGUCUUCGGGUCUGUCACUGGGUGGGCGCCGAUCGCGGCCGACUACAACUGCAGACUGCCCCCCAAUAUCUCCAGCACGAAGAUCUUCCUCCUCACUUUCUUCGGGCUCUGGAUCCCCAUCUCGUUCGUGGAAAUUCUGGAGCCGCCCUACGUCGAGGCGUACGCAAACGGCAGCACCGGCGGUCUCAUCGCGCAGGUGUUCGCACCAUGGGGCGGCUUCGGAAAGUUCCUGCUCGUUCUGCUCGGGCUCUCCGUCGUUGCGAACAACAUUCCGAACACCUACAGCGCCGCGCUCGCGAUGCAGUCCUUGGGGCGCCCCUUCGCGCUCAUCCCGCGCUUCGUGUGGACGUUCCUCGCGUUCGUCAUCUACACCGUCGCCGGCGUCGCAGGGCGCGAACACUUCUCCGAGAUCCUAUCCAACUUCCUCAGCAUCCUCUCCUACUGGACCGCCUUCUUCGUUGUCGUCGUCGCCGAGGAGCACUUCAUCUUCCGCCGGCCGGGGGGCCCGCUCGGAGGUUACAACCUCGACGACUGGGACACGCCCGGCAGGCUCCCGCUGGGCUUCGCUGGCGUGCUUGCCGCUUGCUUUGGUGUCGCUGGCGCGGUCGUGGGCAUGGCGGAGGUGUGGUACACCGGCCCCCUGGGUCUCAAAGCAGGAGGCGAGGCGGGCACAGAUCUUGGCUUCGAGCUCGCUGCCAUCUUUGCUGCCGUCACAUUCCCACCACUGCGAUGGCUAGAGAUCCGGCUCACUGGUCGCUAG